ACCACAAGAAGUAGAAUAUCAACGUGAUUUCCUGGAGAUUUCCAUAUUCGCCUGAGCUUAAUUUCUUACAUCACCCCUAUUAUUAUUAUUUAUAAAAAAUAACUAACUUAAGAUCAAUGGCCAGUCUGGUUAAAAGUGUGGAUCAGCUUGUUUCGAAGGCUACGUGUUUAUUCAAAGAAAUAUUCGACGGUGAGGCUCCUAAAAUUGCAGCGUGUGCUCCCGGGAGGGUUAACUUGAUAGGGGAGCACACUGACUACAAUUUGGGAUACGUACUUCCAAUGGCACUCCCCCUUGUCACUGUCGUGGUUGGAAGUGUCGCAUCGGGUCGAGAGGCUACCGUUGUCACUGUGAGCGAAAAUGCCGAUGAGCCAAGGAGAGUUGACCUGAGUCUGCCAAAAGAGGGAUUCCCACCGUCGGAGUUGGCAAGUGAGGGAUGUCCACUCGCUCCAGGGUUACCACAUUGGGCAAACUAUGUGAGAGGCGUCAUACAUCACUUCAGAGCUCACCCUCUCCCAGGUUUCAGAGCCGUGGUGGUCUCCAGUGUCCCCCUGGGAGCAGGUCUGUCCAGCUCAGCCUCUUUGGAAGUGGCAUUUUACACAUUUCUGCAGCAACUCAGGCCAGAUGAUGGAAACAAAAUAUCCAAAGCCAUUGCAUGUCAACAAGCGGAACACACUCAUGCCGGCGUGCCUUGUGGUAUCAUGGAUCAGCUUGUGUCAGUUCUUGGGAUAGAGAGUCAUGCUUUACUGAUCGACUGCAGGUCGUUGGAGUCCACUCUGGUGCCAUUAACAGAUCCUGGACUUGUCUUUCUCAUCUCCAACUCCAAUGUGAAACAUUCUUUGGCAAGUAGCAAGUAUGCCUUGAGACGUGCAGAGUGUGAAAAGGCUGCCAUGGUCAUAGGCAAACCCAGUCUUAGAGAUGCAACAAUGAAAGACCUGGAAGGCUCAAGGGAUCAACUAGAUGAUGUGACCUAUCGUAGAGCUUGUCAUGUCAUCGGAGAGAUUCAAAGAACAGUCAAAGCAGCUGAUUCUUUGAAGAGAGGUGACUACCAGCAGUUUGGCAAAGCCAUGGUGGAAAGCCACAACUCCCUCAGAGAUUUAUAUGAGGUGAGCUGUAAAGAACUUGAUGAUCUGGUGUCUGCUGCCAUGGAGGUGGAGGGAGUGCUGGGCAGCAGAAUGACAGGUGGAGGGUUUGGAGGUUGCACAAUAACUUUGGUGAAGGCCCGUGCCAUUGAAAGGACUAUAGAGCAUAUACAGAGGAGAUACAGUGGAACGCCAACUUUCUAUGUUGCAACUCCUUCUGUAGGUGCUCAGUCCCUCAAGCUCCCCUGAAUUCUGACAAUACUUGAACACUUCCUUUGUUGUUUUUCCCUCUGGAACGUGACAAGUGGUAAAUGGUAAAUGGGAAGUACUUAUAUAGCGCAUUUAUCUACAUCGUUAAAAUGCCCAAAGCGCUUUACAUUAGCACACAUUCACACUCCAAUAGUACUGCUGCCAGCCAUCUUGGUCAAUAUUUUUUUCCGGGUAAAAAGGUGGAAUGAGCAUUUCAUGAUUCAAAACUACUCCAUGUUAAAUUCAGGAAAUUGCAGUUGAUUAUUAAACUCUGAACUGCUUGACCAAACCUGCUCUUUUUUAUGAAUAAUGUUCCAUUUGCGUUAUAUAAAUCGAGCUAUCAUAAUAUUCAUAUAAUAUUACGAGGUUAAAGUCAUUAUAUUGCAUAUCUUUACGUAAUAAGUAUGGAUACAUUGAGGCUACGAAAGCUAAAUUAGCUCCUAUGUACUUUACGUAGUGCUUCGCCGCCUCCAUUAAAAUGAGUAAUAUUGAGUGAUAGGCUGUAUUUUAGAAUCUGCUUUACAAAUGAGAUGAAUGAAUGAAAUCCUUAAUCUUUUCACACAAAUACAUCAAGUCAUAAACAAUAUGUGAUAAUUUUGACUUUAAAUUGAGAAUUCUGACCAACCUUUUUUUGCACAGGCCCUCAUCCUCUCUUGUAUAUUUGAGUCAAUUUUAUUUUGAAAAUACAGUGGUAUCUCUUCAUACGAAGUUAGUCAGUUCCAGGACCUUGUUUUUAAGUAGAAAUGGUUGUAUGUCAAGCAGGAUUUUCCCAUAAGAAUACAUUAUAAUUCCAAUAAUUUGUUCCACAGCCUGAAAACCUACACUAAAUCCUUAUAUAAGACAAGACAUGGAAAAACUUAUGCAUGCAUUCAUUUUCAGUAGAUUGUACUAUUGCAACGGUACUGUAUAUUUACAGGUCUUGAUAAAAAAAAAAAAAUCAGUCAGGAAGCUGCAGCUAGUACAGAAUGCUGCAGCCAGUCCUCACAAAUACAAGGAAACUGGACCACAUUACACCGGUUUGGAAAUCGUUAUGCUGACUUCCAGUGACUCAAAGGAUAGACUAUAAAAUUCUACUGCUCGUCUACAAAACACUUAAUGGCCUUGGACCAAAAUACAUGCUUGAUUUGUUAGAUUCCUAUGAAACAUCUAGACCCCUAAGGUUGUCUGGUACCGGUCUCCUGUAUGUUCCAAGAACAAGAACUAAGCAGGGUGAGACAGCAUUUAGUUAUUAUGCUCCUCGCCUCUGGAACAAGUUACCUGAAGUAUGCUCAAACUGUUAGCUCCUUUAAAUCAAGGCUAAAAACUUGUUUAGCACAGCAUAUCCAUAACUCUCUAUUUCAAGCUAUUUGCUUUCUAUUCCUCUUGUGCUUUAUCUCCAUUGCUGAUUUCAAUUAUUUUUUGUUUUUUUUUUUCUCCGUGAUUAAAUGCGAUUUGUAUGUAUAAUUUUAUUUCCUGUUUCGAUUGUCUUUGUUUAUACGUUCUAUUGAUUUAAUGUGAUUUUUAUGAUCUUCAUUUGAUGUACAGCACCUAGAAUUGCCUUGUGUUGAAUUGUGCUAUAUAAAUAAAAUUGCCUUACCUAAAUAAAUGCUGCUGGCACUAUUGCAAAUGGCAAUUACACAGAGCAAAACAAAUAAGUUAUGAAUAAGAAUCAGAAUAAUAAUAUAGUAAUAAUAAUAAUAAUACCUCUAAUAAUGUAACGACUCGCUUCUAAUGUGACUGAUGUGUUUUGCGAGUGUGCCUUUAAGUACCGUGUGGCUGAAUUGACAGAGUGAGAGAGGGACUUUUUACUUUCACUUUGUUCAGCUGCGGCAGACAGUAUGCAUGUUGUAUUGCACAAGUUCUGAAAUAAAUGAUUAAAAAACCUGAUGGAGAUGG
Corythoichthys intestinalis (scribbled pipefish) is the source of this 3203-nucleotide messenger RNA. RefSeq names its product galactokinase 1 (gene galk1). The record is from RefSeq and is a predicted model, not a curated record. Bases 117 to 1328 code for a protein of 403 amino acids. Gene Ontology annotation, biological process: galactose metabolic process; carbohydrate phosphorylation. The transcript is spliced from 8 exons. Lineage: Eukaryota; Metazoa; Chordata; Actinopteri; Syngnathiformes; Syngnathidae. Gene Ontology annotation, cellular component: cytosol; cytoplasm. Gene Ontology annotation, molecular function: galactokinase activity; ATP binding.